AUGUCGGUGCUGCAUGGACCGUUCGGGAGCCGGCGUGAACUUCGGGAUCAUCUUCGGGUGACCCACCUCGUCAGCGUCAAGUCGACCCUGGACGAAUGGGCCGGUCUCAGCGAGGACGAAGACAUCAACGGGGCUCGUCAGAUGCUCCUCGAUAAUGUUCGGGGAGAGAGCCGUUCUGCUAGUAUGCAGGAGGAGGAGGAGGCAGACAUAACGGCUGGUCCAUUGUCGGGAAUUUUGUCACCCUCUCCUGUCGCUGCCACAGUUGACAAUAAUUCCAAAGGAGACAGUGUCAACGACGUCGACGACGACAAUCAGCAACAGCCGCCGCCGCCGCCACAGCCGCGUCAACUCUGGCAUCCGUGGCAGCAGCAGCAGCAAAAGACACCGACACCCCCACAGCCAUCACCACCCCCCCCCCCCCCAGCGACGCGAUUCGUUUGUCCGGACUGUGGUCGAGCCUUUGCCAGAAGAUUUUGUCUUAGGAGACAUAUGGAGGCCAACUGUCCGGCAAUGAGAUCCUUCAAGAGAUUUCGGUGCCCUGAGUGCGGCCGCCAGUUCAAAACUGAGUACAGCAUGAACAGACAUUUGCGGUUUCACUGCAGGUCGAAGAGGGCGACAAAAUGGGGCACCGAGAAUUCUCCUCCACCACCCCCGCCGCCACCACCGACACCGCCUCCACCAACUGCGGGACCAUCCAAUCAAUACAGAGGCGGUGGCAGCCGAAGAGAUUGA
This is a messenger RNA of Macrosteles quadrilineatus (aster leafhopper), 732 nucleotides long. RefSeq names its product zinc finger protein 787-like. The record is from RefSeq and is a predicted model, not a curated record. The transcript is spliced from 3 exons. The coding region runs from base 1 to 732 and encodes 243 amino acids. NCBI's taxonomy places the organism in Eukaryota, Metazoa, Arthropoda, Insecta, Hemiptera, Cicadellidae.